Molecule: messenger RNA, 584 nt
Organism: Lepus europaeus (European hare)
Lineage: Eukaryota; Metazoa; Chordata; Mammalia; Lagomorpha; Leporidae
Gene: C11H15orf61
Product: chromosome 11 C15orf61 homolog
Exons: 2
Coding region: 10-492 (160 amino acids)
Source: RefSeq, a predicted model, not a curated record
GCGCCGGCCAUGGAGGCCCUGCGGAGGGUCCACGAGGCCGCGCUGCGGCUGCUGCUGCUGCCGCGGUCCGGCCCCUGGGCGGCGGGCGCCGCCUCCCGCCCGAAGCCCCGCGCGUCCGAGGUGCUGACGCGGCACCUGCUGCAGCGGCGCCUGCCGCACUGGACCUCCUUCUGCGUGCCCUACAGUGCCGUCCGCAACGACCAGUUCGGCCUGUCGCACUUCAACUGGCCCGUGCAGGGCGCCAACUACCACGUCCUGCGCACCGGCUGCUUCCCCUUCAUCAAGUACCACUGCUCCAAGGCGCCCUGGCAGGACCUGGCCCGGCAGAACCGCCUCUUCACGGCGCUCAAGGUCGUCAACCUGGGUAUUCCAACUUUGCUGUACGGACUGGGCUCCUGGCUGUUUGCCAGGGUCACAGAGACUGUCCAUACCAGUUAUGGACCCAUAACGGUUUAUUUUCUGAAUAAAGAAGAUGAAGGUGCCAUGUACUGACAGUGUGCCCGGGAGGAUGUAAACACCUGGCUUUUUCUCUUGUGUAUAUGCAAUAUUUAUUUUUGAUCCCUUCAAAAUAAAACUUUUGCAAA